AUGAUCAUGUUGUGCGGCGAAAUCACAUCUAAAGCAAAUGUCGAUUAUCAGACGCUUGUACGUAAUGUGGUGAAGAAAAUCGGAUACGACGACUCAAGCAAGGGGUUCUGCUACAGAACAUGCAACGUUCUUGUCGCACUUGAAGAGCAAUCCCCCGAUAUUGCCGCAGGUGUCCAUGUUCAAAAAGAGGAGAGUGACAUUGGAGCUGGUGACCAGGGCAUCAUGUUUGGCUAUGCCACCGAUGAGACAGAGGAGGCUAUGCCUCUUACCCUUCAGCUCGCCCACCAGCUGAAUGCGAAGCUUCAUGCUCUGCGCCGUAGUGGAGAACUGGCCUGGGCUCGUCCUGAUUCAAAAUCACAGGUGGGCAUAGUUACCAUUGAAUACAAAUUCGAUGGCGGAGCAUGCGUGCCUGUGCGUGUACACACUGUUGUGCUAUCGGCACAGCACUCACCUUCCAUCACUUUGGAACAGCUUAGAAAUGAAGUUCUUGAGAAGGUCAUCAAGGCUGUUAUCCCAGCCCAUCUUUUAGAUGACAAGACU
Messenger RNA from Strongylus vulgaris, 540 nucleotides. The record is from the annotation of a GenBank genome assembly. NCBI's taxonomy places the organism in Eukaryota, Metazoa, Nematoda, Chromadorea, Rhabditida, Strongylidae.